Engraulis encrasicolus (European anchovy) is the source of this 982-nucleotide messenger RNA. RefSeq lists its product as uncharacterized. Gene Ontology annotation, biological process: sperm capacitation. Bases 149 to 967 code for a protein of 272 amino acids. Lineage: Eukaryota; Metazoa; Chordata; Actinopteri; Clupeiformes; Engraulidae. Gene Ontology annotation, molecular function: calcium ion binding. Gene Ontology annotation, cellular component: sperm fibrous sheath; cytoplasm. The record is from RefSeq and is a predicted model, not a curated record. The transcript is spliced from 3 exons.
AAAACUAGGCUAAACAUAAACAAUGGCUGCUGAGUUGAAAAUACCGAGUCACGCUAUUAGGCCUAUAUAUCACACAGCAAAGAGAUGACAUCUCUAUAAACCUGCGGAAAUCUUUCACUUUGUACAGAGUUUUUGGAGAGGAAAUAGAAUGUUUAAACGAUACCCUCACUUGGUGCCCGUAGGCUUUCCUACGGUUCUAGAGGGCUUUGUGAAAGCAGCUAUGAAGAAAAGACCAAGUAAUAUUGGAGUAUUUGCUUGGUAUUACUUCAUGGAACUCAUCGCCUAUAAAGCAGAAAACGAAACCUUCGACCUCAGUACACUUAUUCAGGAGUUCCACAAGAACAAGGCUGACCGAAUCAGUGGAAAUGGAUUUGAAGAGGAACUUAAGAAAAAGGGGUAUACUGUCAGCUCCAAUGUCAACCAUGACUUCAAUGAACUCAUCAUCAAUGGAGAACUAGACUGGCUCUCAUGGGAUUCUACAUCCAACAACCAACAAACCAACAACAACCAUGUGCAAGUGCCCGUACCAAGUGUAUCAGCUAGUUCCCCUGACACAAAUAGGACUACUGGACGGUCCACUACAGAGACACGUCAUAAAGUCCACCCAAAGGGAAAUGAGAAAAAGAAGGAUGAGGAUGAGAAACGUGCCCCUUCAGCCCCAUUGAAAGGGAGGAAAGAGACAGACGUCAGUGCCCAAAAUGGGCAAAAUGUGUCAAUAACAAACACAGGUGAGAAGACUCGCGGGAAAUUGAAUGCGGGAGCAGCCGAAUUUAAUCCAAUGAUGAUUCCACCAGUUCGGAGAACAAAAUCAGCAGAGGCUCAGUCACCUAGAAAGAUUAGCCCUGGUGACAGAUCUAGUUUCCAUCCAGUGCACAAAAACCCAAUAAGACAAAUAGGGGCAAAACAGGAAACAAAAUCUACAGCAUCUGGCAUAAGUGGUGAGUUUGCUGUUUUGUGCAUGAUAUGACAGUGUAUGAAUGAU